AUGCCAACCUGCCACCAUCCACCUGGGAGCCAACCAGCCACCAUCCACCUGGGAGCCAACCAGCCACCAUCCACCUGGCAGCCAACCUGCCACCAUCCACCUGGCAGCCAACCAGCCACCAUCCACCUGGCAGCCAACCUGCCACCAUCCACCUGGCAGCCAACCUGCCACCAUCCACCUGGCAGCCAACCUGCCACCAUCCACCUGGGAGCCAACCUGCCACCAUCCACCUGGCAGCCAACCAGCCACCAUCCACCUGGCAGCCAACCUGCCACCAUCCACCUGGCAGCCAACCUGCCACCAUCCACCUGGCAGCCAACCUGCCACCAUCCACCUGGCAGCCAACCUGCCACCAUCCACCUGGCAGCCAACCUGCCACCAUCCACCUGGGAGCCAACCUGCCACCAUCCACCUGGGAGCCAACCUGCCACCAUCCACCUGGCAGCCAACCUGCCACCAUCCACCUGGCAGCCAACCUGCCACCAUCCACCUGGCAGCCAACCUGCCACCAUCCACCUGGGAGCCAACCUGCCACCAUCCACCUGGCAGCCAACCAGCCACCAUCCACCUGGCAGCCAACCUGCCACCAUCCACCUGGCAGCCAACCUGCCACCAUCCACCUGGCAGCCAACCUGCCACCAUCCACCUGGCAGCCAACCUGCCACCAUCCACCUGGCAGCCAACCUGCCACCAUCCACCUGGGAGCCAACCUGCCACCAUCCACCUGGGAGCCAACCUGCCACCAUCCACCUGGCAGCCAACCUGCCACCAUCCACCUGGCAGCCAACCUGCCACCAUCCACCUGGCAGCCAACCUGCCACCAUCCACCUGGCAGCCAACCUGCCACCAUCCACCUGGGAGCCAACCUGCCACCAUCCACCUGGCAGCCAACCUGCCACCAUCCACCUGGCAGCCAACCUGCCACCAUCCACCUGGCAGCCAACCUGCCACCAUCCACCUGGCAGCCAACCUGCCACCAUCCACCUGGCAGCCAACCUGCCACCAUCCACCUGGGAGCCAACCUGCCACCAUCCACCUGGCAGCCAACCUGCCACCAUCCACCUGGCAGCCAACCUGCCACCAUCCACCUGGCAGCCAACCUGCCACCAUCCACCUGGGAGCCAACCUGCCACCAUCCACCUGGCAGCCAACCUGCCACCAUCCACCUGGCAGCCAACCUGCCACCAUCCACCUGGGUGCCAACCAGCCACCAUCCACCUGGGAGCCAACCUGCCACCAUCCACCUGGGUGCCAACCAGCCACCAUCCACCUGGGUGCCAACCAGCCACCAUCCACCUGGGUGCCAACCAGCCACCAUCCACCUGGGAGCCAACCUGCCACCAUCCACCUGGGUGCCAACCAGCCACCAUCCACCUGGGUGCCAACCUGCCACCAUCCACCUGGGAGCCAACCUGCCACCAUCCACCUGGGAGCCAACCUGCCACCAUCCACCUGGGAGCCAACCAGCCGCCAUCCACCUGGGAGCCAACCUGCCACCAUCCACCUGGGAGCCAACCUGCUACCAUCCACCUGGGAGCCAACCUGCCACCAUCCACCUGGCAGCCAACCUGCCACCAUCCACCUGGGUGCCAACCUGCCACCAUCCACCUGGGAGCCAACCUGCCCUCUCAUCCACUUAACCCGGUGAGCAGAAAGGUGACAGGAAAGUUUUCUACCGUGUGUGUAUAG
Messenger RNA from Procambarus clarkii (red swamp crayfish), 1689 nucleotides. Lineage: Eukaryota; Metazoa; Arthropoda; Malacostraca; Decapoda; Cambaridae. The record is from RefSeq and is a predicted model, not a curated record.